CGUUUGCCUUACACAGAUAUAGGAUACGAAGCACAACGGUGUCGUUUCCUACUUUCCGGUGUUAGUAAACCUAGUCGGGCGAGAUGGCGAAGAAGCGAUCAGGCCCGAGUGGCGGUCGUCGGGAAAACCGAGUCGAACCAUCUUCUGCACGAGUGGACUCAGCUUCCGGUCGCAGCAAACUCGUUGUUUUGUUCAUCGUGUCUUCAAUCAUUGCUAUCAUCGUCACUUACCGCUUCAGGCGAUCCUCUCAGUCGGAAUAUAAAGAUUCGAAUGUGUAUGAGCAAGGCCUUGUUACAACCCAUGCUAAUUACCACCAUGUACUCACCGAAAAUUCUAAGGUAUCAGAAAAUACCUCUCAGCGCCAUUAUACCUAUCCUGUGCUUGGCUACAUUACUCCCUGGAAUUCUCGAGGUUAUGAAUUGGCAAAAAGGUUCAACUCAAAGUUUACACAUUUAUCACCCGUCUGGUAUGAUCUAAAGAGCCAACAGACUAGCUUAGUUCUAGAGGGGAGACAUAAUGCUGACCGAGGAUGGAUGUCAGAUCUUAAAAAGACAGGAGAAGCUUUGAUUUUGCCUAGAGUUGUUCUGGAAGCAUCACCAGCAGUGCUGCUGAGGAAGGAAAAACUAAGGGACAAAGCCAUUAAUCUUAUUGUAACAGAGUGCGAGGCCAUGGGAUAUGAUGGUAUUGUUUUAGAAUCUUGGUCAAGGUGGGCAGCUUAUGGGAUCUUGCAUGAUCCAAACAUGCGGAAUUUGGCAUUGCAGUUUGUAAAACAGCUUGGAGAUGCACUGCAUUCUAUAAGCUCAGAGAAAAUUAGUGGGAAGCAGCUACAGUUGAUCUAUGUUAUAGGUCCACCAUCUUCUGAGAAGCUGCUAGAGCAUGACUUUGGUCCAAAAGAUCUCGAGACUUUAAGUGAAGCAGUGGAUGGAUUCUCGUUAAUGACAUAUGACUUCUCUAAUCCUCAUAAUCCUGGUCCUAAUGCACCUCUGAAAUGGAUUCAAAUUGUUCUCCAGCUGCUUCUUGGUACCUCUGGCAAUAGAGCCCAAAGCCUUGCCCCCAAGAUACUUCUCGGCAUCAACUUCUAUGGAAAUGAUUUCUCCCUUUCAAGGGAUGCAGGUGGCGGGGCUGUUAUUGGGAGAGAUUACCUGGCACUUUUGGAGAAGCACAGGCCUGAACUGCAGUGGGAUGAGAAAAGUGGGGAGCAUUUUUUCCUUUACUCUGACGACAAGGAUAUCAGGCAUGCGGUAUUCUAUCCAUCUUUGAAGUCGAUUUCUUUGCGAUUAGAGGAAGCCCGUUCAUGGGGAUGUGGCAUUUCGAUCUGGGAAAUUGGCCAAGGUUUGGAUUAUUUUUUUGACCUUCUGUGAAACCCCGUUUGUGUACUACAUUUAUUGCCCAUAUUAGUGUUUGUUCCCAACUGUUAUGUACUUGAGUAUAAUCUAAAUGUUCCUUUUGGUUAAAUCAGAAUUUCUUUUUCAGUUGUUCA
This is a messenger RNA of Cajanus cajan (pigeon pea), 1480 nucleotides long. RefSeq names its product Glycosyl hydrolase superfamily protein. Gene Ontology annotation, biological process: carbohydrate metabolic process. Gene Ontology annotation, cellular component: endomembrane system. The record is from RefSeq and is a predicted model, not a curated record. Gene Ontology annotation, molecular function: chitin binding; oligosaccharide binding. Lineage: Eukaryota; Viridiplantae; Streptophyta; Magnoliopsida; Fabales; Fabaceae.